AUGGAGUUAUGCUCUGGUUUUUGGUUUGGAGUGGCCUCUCCAGGACGCAAAGCCAGGAAGACCAAGAGCACCAAGACCACCAAGAGCACCAAGACCACCAAGAGCAGCAAGACCACCAAGAGCAGCAAGACCACCAAGAGCAGCAAGACCACCAAGAGCAGCAAGACCACCAAGAGCAGCAAGACCACCAAGAGCAGCAAGACCACCAAGAGCAGCAAGACCACCAAGAGCAGCAAGACCACCAAGAGCAGCAAGACCACCAAGAGCAGCAAGACCACCAAGAGCAGCAAGACCACCAAGAGCACCAAGACCACCAAGAGCACCAAGACCACCAAGAGCAGCAAGACCACCAAGAGCAGCAAGACCACCAAGAGCACCAAGACCACCAAGAGCAGCAAGACCACCAAGAGCAGCAAGACCACCAAGAGCAGCAAGACCACCAAGAGCAGCAAGACCACCAAGAGCACCAAGACCACCAAGAGCAGCAAGACCACCAAGAGCAGCAAGACCACCAAGAGCAGCAAGACCACCAAGAGCAGCAAGACCACCAAGAGCAGCAAGACCACCAAGAGCACCAAGAGCAGCAAGACCACCAAGAGCAGCAAGACCACCAAGAGCACCAAGACCACCAAGAGCAGCAAGACCACCAAGAGCAGCAAGACCACCAAGAGCAGCAAGACCACCAAGAGCACCAAGACCACCAAGAGCAGCAAGACCACCAAGAGCACCAAGAGCAGCAAGACCACCAAGAGCACCAAGACCACCAAGAGCAGCAAGAGCACCAAGAGCACCAAGACCACCAAGAGCAGCAAGACCACCAAGAGCACCAAGACCACCAAGAGCAGCAAGACCACCAAGAGCAGCAAGACCACCAAGAGCAGCAAGACCACCAAGACCACCAAGAGCAAAAAGUCUCCAAGUUUCCAACAGCCAACUUCAACUAGCACAUCAGACAGCAUUGACAAGCGCACUAAGCUGGGCAAUCUGCUCUCUCAUGUGCCCAAAGUGCACAUGGCUGGUGCACAAAUUCUAUUUCCAUUAUUACCGGGAUAA
Messenger RNA from Procambarus clarkii (red swamp crayfish), 1053 nucleotides. The record is from RefSeq and is a predicted model, not a curated record. Lineage: Eukaryota; Metazoa; Arthropoda; Malacostraca; Decapoda; Cambaridae.